GACUGUAAAGAACUCUUGCUGUGCGCUUCUAUUAUCUCUCUUUGGAGCGACCGGAGGCACUUUACAUUGCAUACCAGUCUAGGGGCUUUUCCGACGCAGUUUUGCAGGAAAGACUUAUGGGGCUAAUACAAAACAGAGUAGGAACAAGAAGCAGAAGCGAAAUGUAAUACUCAGCCGCAGACACAUUUACAACGCCUGCAAAGCAAAGGGAACAACAACAAGGGAGUUUGUCUCGCUACAAAAUAAUGACGUGGAUCCCCAAAGUGAUGGAUUUGAAGAUGUGCAAAACUGUUAACUCGUUUUAAAAGGGGAGCGAGCGGGUCGAAACUACUACUGCUGGAAGCGUAACAGAGGAAAUCACCGCAUGUAAAGGAAUUGCUUCUAAUAUAGGAACUGCUUUUUUGUUGUAAAAAUUAAAGAUGGGUAAAGGCUUGCGAAGAGGUUAAGAGAUUAGCUGAUUGAGGAAAUUAAGUCUAAACAAAGCGUGCCUUCUUCACUGGAAAUACUGAAGUGAAAUGAACCGUUUUCCUGGGCGCGCAGACAAGUGAAAAGACAACAGCUGCCAAGGAAACCUGAAAGAUGAAGCCCUCUGUGCCCCUGUUUCUUCUUAUCUGUUCGGCUGCCUCCACAAACUGGAGAUCCGUCUCCAAGAGAAACUAUGUGGACGGCUGUAUAGACUGGUCGGUGGAUUUGAAGGAGUACAGAGUGCUGGCGGGGGAGCCCGUGCGGGUCAAAUGCGCGCUGUUCUACAGCUACAUCAGAACCAACUACACCAUGGCCCAAAGCACCAAGCUCAGGCUCAUAUGGUAUAAAAACAAGGGCGACUCAGAAGAGCCCAUUAUAUUUUCAGGACAUAGACUGAGCAAAGAGGACGACUCAAUCUGGUUUCGUUCAGCAGAGCUAGUGGAUAAUGGCUUUUAUACCUGCGUUUUGAGAAACUCCACGUACUGUAUGAAGGUGUCCAUGUCCUUGACGGUGGAGGAGAAUGACUCGGGGCUCUGCUACAACAGUAAAAUCAGAUACCUGGAAAAGUCUGAGAUCACAAAGAGGAAAGAGAUCCCCUGCCCUGAUUUAGAGGACUACAUCGUUCCAUACAAGCAGCCACUUAUAACGUGGUACAAGGAAUGCAUUCCAAAAACGUGGAGGAGUUUGGUGAUAGUGAACGCUACGAGCGUGCUGAUACCCGAGGUUGAAGAAAUGGACGGUGGGAAUUACACGUGUGAGCUGAAGUAUGGCAGCAAGUUUGUGCGAAGAACCACAGAGCUGCAGGUUACAGCUCUCUUAACAGACAGGCCUCCUAAACUACUGUUCCCCACGGAGAUCCAGUCGAGUGUUAUAGAUGUCCAGCUCGGUAACCCAUUUAGCCUGGUCUGCAGAGCAUUCUUUGGCUACAGUGGAGAGUCCAGACCGAUCAUCUACUGGAUGAAAGGGGACAAGUUUGUUGAAGAACUGGAGGGUCACAUUAAAGAAAGCGAAGUCAGGACGAUCAAAGAGUACCUGGGGGAGAAGGAGGUGGAACUCUGCCUGACUUUUGACGCUGUGGAUGAAAACGACGUUGGGAAUUACACCUGCUACGUGGAGAACCGCAACGGACGCAGACACGGCAGCGCCAUUCUGCAGAAAAGAGAUCUGUACAGACUGGAGCUGGCAGGAGGCUUGGGAGCGAUCCUGCUGGUGCUGGGUCUUCUCACCGCUGUCUACAAGUGUUACAACGUGGAGAUCAUGCUGUGCUACAGGAGACACUUCGGGAGCGAUGAAACAGAAGACGACAACAAGGAAUACGACGCUUAUCUGACCUACAGCAAAGUAGAGCUGGAGUCGAUGGAGCUGGAGAGCAGUGAGGAGGAACAGUUUGCUCUGGAAAUCCUGCCGGAUGUGCUGGAAAAGCAUUAUGGAUACAAGCUCUUCAUUCCGAGUCGGGACCUCAUGCCCAGCAGCGUCUACAUUGAAGACCUGGCCAGGUGUGUGGAGCAGAGCAGGAGGCUGAUCAUUGUGCUGACCCCGGAGUUCGUCGCCAAGAGGGGCUGGAGCAUCUUCCAGCUGGAGAGCAGGCUCCACAGCAUGCUGGUGACAGGGGAGAUCAAGGUCAUCAUGAUCGAAUGCACGGACCUCAAGGGGGUUAUGAACUAUCAGGAGGUGGAGGCCUUAAAACACACCAUUAAACUGCUCUCGGUGGUCAAGUGGACAGGACCCAAGUGCAACCAGCUCAAAUCCAAAUUCUGGAAGCAGAUCCUGUACGAGAUGCCUGCCAAGAAGAAGGAGACGCUGUCCCGGAGGCAGGUCCUGGACUCCGGAGAGCAGGGCCUGUUCGGAGACCUCCAGACUGUGUCCACCAUCGCGAUGACGACCACAUCCGCCACGCUGGCCCCCUCCCACACAGAGAUCCCUGACUUUCAUCAAAUGAAUCACCCACAAAUGAAACAUUACUGCAGAGGCUACAAAUACGAGCUACCUCCACCCCCCACGCAGUUUAACUCUGUGGGAAAAAAUCACUUGUACCGUAGUAUCCCAAUGGCACUCCUGAACGGGCAGGCAGCACAUAACAGCACUGUUCAAAGAAACAAGCCAGAAAUUCAUUUCAACACUAUGUUUGCACCUCUGUCCUCCAGAGAACUUACAAGUGAUAUCUGGUAGAGUAAACUCCACAGAAAGGACCAGCCUGCUACCUGUUUAACCUGCAUGAUGACAUCACACAGAAAAAAAACCAAACAAACCAACAAACUAACAUUGAUUUGAUUUCAACGGCAGAUAUGAACACAAGGAAACUACCUUUCUGUAUUCUUUAGGGAGUUUUUGAUCAGAAAAAAAUUAACUUUCCUACUUGAAUUUCUUCUUCAUGGAGAUCAGACUCUCAACAAGUGUAUAACCUGACCUCGUUUUUACAGUUCAAGGUGUUGUUAUAAUGGAAAGUUUUCAUACAGGCCUUGAGACAGACAGACAGACUGUUUGACAUAUUGAACCUUACAGUGUUUUGCAAUGGAGUGAGGUUUAUUUUGAUGUAUUUUGGGGAGGGGGGUUUGUGCACCUACAUUAAAUGUUUUUAAGAAUUGA
Molecule: messenger RNA, 3051 nt
Organism: Polyodon spathula (Mississippi paddlefish)
Lineage: Eukaryota; Metazoa; Chordata; Actinopteri; Acipenseriformes; Polyodontidae
Product: X-linked interleukin-1 receptor accessory protein-like 2
Exons: 11
Coding region: 580-2634 (684 amino acids)
Biological process (GO): signal transduction
Source: RefSeq, a predicted model, not a curated record